Fusarium oxysporum Fo47 is the source of this 1692-nucleotide messenger RNA. RefSeq lists its product as uncharacterized. Bases 1 to 1692 code for a protein of 563 amino acids. Gene Ontology annotation, cellular component: membrane. The record is from RefSeq and is a predicted model, not a curated record. The transcript has 4 exons. Lineage: Eukaryota; Fungi; Ascomycota; Sordariomycetes; Hypocreales; Nectriaceae. Gene Ontology annotation, biological process: transmembrane transport. Gene Ontology annotation, molecular function: ATPase-coupled transmembrane transporter activity; ATP binding.
AUGCACCUGAUGGGGUGCGCCGUGGGAACCCUCGCCCAGUUUCUACCUGUGCUUUACAUCAUGAUCACGUUCAUUGUGUACGCGGUUGUGAAUGGCAGUCUUAAUCCAGUGGUUGUAUCUUCGUCCUUGGCGAUACUGUACCUUCUGCGCGUCCCGACGAAUUGGUUACCCGUAUCCUUGAGCCUUGCUGCCGACGCAUUCCAAUCGAUCAAGAGGACCGAGGACUUCCUGCUUGCUGAAGAAGUACAAGCGCAGCCAGACAUCACUCUUGCUCCAGCUGUCAAACUCAGCAAUGCAUCCUUCACGUGGGAGAGCCCACCAGCGAACGAGGAUAGUGAAUCACGAAAGGAUGAAGAGAAGAAGAAUCGCAUGCCGAGAGCUAUGAGAAGACAACGAGCGGGACAUGAAAAGAAGGGGAUCGAAACUUCGGAUACAGAAGCCCUCCCAGUCCGGGAUAGUGACGCGCCGUUCUCGCUGAGCGAUAUCUCCUUGGAAUGCCAGAGAGGUGAGCUGGUCGGUAUCAUCGGAAGCGUUGGAUUCGUCAAGACGUCCCUUCUUAUUGUUCUUGCAGGAGAUAUGAGGCAGACCGGAAGCAUUUUGCAGUUUACCGCUGACAGGGCGUACUGCCCCCAUCACCACCAGCAGCUCUAUUCCAAUGUAGUACACGCCAGCGCGAUAUACUCUGACGCUGGCAUCGUACUACUCGACGAUCCGCUUUCAGCUGUUGAUGCGCACGUAGGUACACAUAUCUUUAACGAGGCCAUCUGCGGUUUGCUCAAGGACAAAUGCCGGUUCCUAGCAACACAUCACCUGCAUCUACUGUCCCGGCUUGACAGGAUCAUCUGGAUGGUCGACGGACGUAUCGAGGCCAUAGGCACCUAUGAAGAACUGGCGGAGUCUCACCCUGCCUUCGCCAGUUUGGUCGCAAAGGGUGAUUCUGUCGGCCUCGAUAACACAACGACGAAAGCCGAGGUCUUGAUGCAGGAAGAGGCCAAGAUUGUUGAUAGCGUCCCCUUCUCUUGCAUCUCCUACUACAGGAGCAGUGCGCGAGAGCUGAGGCGACACCAAUCGAUACUCGACGGCGUGGUCUUUGCCCGUCUCAACGAAUCUAUAAUUAGAGCGGCUUGCAUUCACACCUAUGAUCGGGAGCUCCAGUUCGUCAAAUUGGUGCAUGAAGCCACCAAUGACAUGGACAGCGCCAACUUCUUGACGUUCGCCAGCCACAAUUGGCUGUCCGUUCGGCUCGACAACAUCGGCAUAUUGCUGAACUUCGUCACUGGUAUUCUCGUGGUCACCAACGCACUACCUGUUUCUCUCAGUAUCUCAGGUUUGCUGCUGACCAUGGUUGGCAUGAUGCAGGUCGUGGUGAAGUAUCUGAUCGAGGUCAACAACUCCAUGUCGAAUACCAAACGCCUGUUUCAGUACACAAACUCUCUACACCGGGAAGCCCCCCUCGACGGUGCCAGCGUGCGUCCUGCUUGGCCGGAGCAUGGAGCCAUAGAAUACGAGACUGUGCAGAUACGCUACCGCCCUGGUCUUCCGCUGGUGGUUGAUAACUUCUGCUUGAGGAUAGCUGGGGGUUGGGAGGCUCGGGAUCGUUCGCCGCACCAGUGCUGGAAAAAGCACCAUCCUAUCAAACCUCUUCAGGCUGACAGAGAUUUCUGGCGGGCGCAUUACCAUCGAUGGUGUUAA